Molecule: messenger RNA, 447 nt
Organism: Enterobius vermicularis (human pinworm)
Lineage: Eukaryota; Metazoa; Nematoda; Chromadorea; Rhabditida; Oxyuridae
Source: the annotation of a GenBank genome assembly
AUGCUAUUUUCAGUGAAUUCGAUAUUCGUAAUGGCUGGAGGUAAAGGUAAAGCAGGGAAAGAUUCCGGUAAGGCUAAGGGGAAAGUGAUCUCAAGGAGUGCAAGAUCAGGUUUGCAGUUCCCAGUGGGCAGAAUUCAUCGUUUUCUGAAGCAGAGGACAACAUCUCAUGGUCGAGUUGGUGCUACUGCAGCAGUAUACAGCGCUGCUAUUUUGGAAUAUUUGACUGCUGAAGUUUUGGAGCUUGCUGGUAACGCUAGUAAAGAUUUGAAGGUAAAGAGAAUCACUCCGCGUCACUUACAUCUAGCGAUUCGCGGUGAUGAGGAGCUCGAUACGUUGAUUAAGGCUACAAUUGCUGGUGGAGGUGUUAUUCCUCAUAUCCAUCGAUACUUGAUGAGCAAAAAGGGACAGCCAGCACCUUCAGGCGGGCAGAAACCGCCAACGGCUUGA